AUGGCGGCCGGGCUGGGGCCGCGGCUGCUGGCCUUGGCCUUGGCCUUGGCCUUGGCCUUGGGGCCGGCCGGUGUGUGUGCUGAAUUGAUGCUGGUGGAGUCUGGUGGACGUCUUCGAGUACCCGGGGAAUCCGUGCACCUCUCCUGCCGGGGAUCUGACUUCAACUUUGAAAUUUACAGUGUUCUGUGGUACCGUCAGGCACUUGGUGGCAGUCUUCAGUGGCUGUCCUAUAUUAGCCCUGACUCCUCAUAUAUAAGAUAUGGCCCAGCAGUGAAGGGCCAAGCCACAGCCUCUCGAGACAAUUCCAAGUCUAAGACAGGUCUGUCCCUGAAUAACCUGCACCUCCAGGACUCAGCCCGCUAUUUCUGUGCUGUUCACACAGGGACAGGAAAUCUAGGUGCUACUGCUCCUCUUAUCUUCGGGAAGGGGACUCAACUGACCGUGGAGCCAAGCAAUCAGAAAGAUUCUGACCCAGAAGUCAUUCUGAUAAAAUCAAAGCUACUUGAAGAAGGUGGCAGUACUGGGAAAGCAGCUUGUUUGGCAAGGAAUUUCUAUCCAAAGAAUAUCAAUUUGAACAUGUUACCUGCUGAAGUCAUAUAUGAACAGAAUACACCUAUUGUGACACCAGAAGGGACAUACGAUACUAUUAAAGUGGUCAAUGUGACAAAAGCCUCAGAAGUAUCCUGCACGGCCAACUUCAAGGGCAAUUUUUUUCCAGCCAAUGCAACAUCAUCAGAAAAGGUGGUUGAAGAACCAACAACAAAUGUUUGCAACACAACAGACACCUCUUCAAAAGGAGAUAUCAAAACAGAGAAAACAAACAUGCUGUCCAUGGCUGUGUUGGGUUUACGAGUCCUGCUGGCAAAAAGUAUCGCCUUCAAUACACUCAUGAGCAUCAAGUUGUUUCUUUUCUGAGUCAAAGAGGAAUCAAGGCAGCAGAAAGCUGAGAAACAGCAGGAGAGAGCAGUUACCAGCAGUACAAUUUGAAGAGAUGAUGUUAAAUCUGUUGACAACAACCAUCUAGAACACAGCACAGCACCAUCUCCUUAAGACAUUUCAGAGUGUGGACUCCUGCCUAGAUAGUUUAUAUAAUUUUUAGAGUUGUAAUUGCUUUUGCUAUUUCUUGUUUUCUGUGAGCAGAGAAAAGUAUUUUUCCUCAUCUGUCAGCUAAGUAGAAAUUGAUCCUUCCACUUUUCUAUCCUUUGCAUGCAAGCAUCCAACCUGCUUUGACAGUUUUGAAAAAAAAUUGAAACCUCAAUAUCGAUAUAUGAACUUUUAAAAAUACCUUUUUACAGCAAUGUUGCAUUAUUCUGUAGAACUGAUAUUUUACUUCUGAGAGAGGCACAGUAGGUGUUAUUUAUAUAUAUAUAUAUUUUAAGAUACCUUUAAUAACCAUAAUUUUCUAGUAUAGAUGAGAAGAGCUGCGUUGGAUCUGAAGGGAUGCACUUCAACCAGAUAAUAUUCAACUGUAGUAACAUUUUUAUUUACAUUUCUUUGUUAAAUUUGAAUCUUUUCUGCAAAGUGUAUGGCAUCUGCAUUUUAUGUUACUGUGGCGAUUAUCAAAAUAAAAUUUUAUUACAUC
This is a messenger RNA of Cygnus atratus (black swan), 1582 nucleotides long. RefSeq names its product Ig heavy chain Mem5-like. Lineage: Eukaryota; Metazoa; Chordata; Aves; Anseriformes; Anatidae. Gene Ontology annotation, biological process: phagocytosis, recognition; innate immune response; complement activation, classical pathway. The record is from RefSeq and is a predicted model, not a curated record. The transcript is spliced from 7 exons. Gene Ontology annotation, molecular function: antigen binding; immunoglobulin receptor binding. The coding region runs from base 1 to 915 and encodes 304 amino acids. Gene Ontology annotation, cellular component: external side of plasma membrane; immunoglobulin complex, circulating; blood microparticle.